Messenger RNA from Emericellopsis cladophorae, 1500 nucleotides. Its product is annotated as Aspartyl aminopeptidase-like protein. Gene Ontology annotation, molecular function: zinc ion binding; metalloaminopeptidase activity. Gene Ontology annotation, biological process: proteolysis. The transcript is spliced from 2 exons. The coding region runs from base 1 to 1500 and encodes 499 amino acids. The record is from RefSeq and is a predicted model, not a curated record. NCBI's taxonomy places the organism in Eukaryota, Fungi, Ascomycota, Sordariomycetes, Hypocreales, Bionectriaceae. Gene Ontology annotation, cellular component: fungal-type vacuole.
AUGGCUCCCAACCCGACCGCGCUCGACUUUGUCGACUUUGUCAAUGCGUCGCCCACUCCCUUCCACGCCGUCCAGUCGGCCGCCAAGCGCUUCGAAAAGGCCGGCUUCCAACUGAUCCGCGAGCGCGACUCCUGGGCAUCGACGCUACGCCCGGGCGGCAAGUACUACCUCACACGCAACGGCUCCUCCAUUGUCGCCUUCACCAUCGGCCGCAAGUGGCGCCCCGGCAACGCCGUCGCCAUUGUCGGCGCCCACACCGACUCGCCCUGCCUGCGCGUCAAGCCCGUCUCCAAGAAGAACAGCUCUGGCUUCCUCCAGAUCGGCGUCGAGACCUAUGGCGGCGGCAUCUGGCACUCUUGGUUCGACCGCGACCUGAGUCUAGCCGGUCGCGUCCUCGUCCGCGACGGUGACAACUUUGUGCAGAAGCUGGUCAAGGUCGACAAGCCUCUCCUUCGCAUCCCCACAUUGGCCAUCCACCUCCACAGGCAGUCCAACUUUGACCCGAACAAGGAGAAGGAGCUGUUUCCCAUUGCAGGCCUGGCCGCCAAGGAGCUCAACAAGGGCGCCGGCAACUCGGCGGACAAGGCGGCACAGGAGAAGGAAAAGAAGGAGGACGAGGACGAGGACCCCGAGUUCACGCCCCUGUCCGACAUGAAGGAGCGCCAUCACCCCCAGGUGCUGGACACGAUUGCCUCCGAGCUCGACAUUGACGUGGCCGCCAUUGUCGACUUUGAGCUCGUGCUGUACGACGUCCAGAAAUCCUGCAUUGGCGGCUUCAACGACGAGUUCGUCUUCUCCCCCCGCCUCGACAACCUCGGCAUGACCUACUGCUCCGUCGAGGGCCUCAUCGCCUCGGUCAAGGACGACGCAGCCCUCGACAACGACACGACGAUCCGCCUGACCGUCUGCUUCGACCACGAGGAGAUUGGCUCGCAAUCCGCCCAGGGCGCGCACUCCAACCUCAUGCCCGCCGUCAUCCGCCGUCUCUCCGUGCUGCCCGGCAACCGCGACGCCAACAGCGACCAGAGCUACGAAAACGUCGGGCACGAGGGCGACGACGCCACCGCCUACGAGCAGACGUGCUCCCGCUCAUUCCUCAUCUCCGCCGACAUGGCCCACUCGGUGCACCCCAACUACGCCGAAAAGUACGAGCCCUCGCACAGCCCGGCCAUGAACGCUGGCACCGUCCUCAAGAUCAACGCCAACCAGCGCUACGCCACCAACUCCCCCGGCAUCGUCCUCCUCCAGGAGUGCGCCCGCUCGGCCGGCGUGCCCCUCCAGCUCUUUGUCGUCCGCAACGACUCGCCCUGCGGCAGCACCAUUGGGCCCGGCCUCGCCGCCGCGCUCGGUAUGCGCACCCUCGAUCUCGGCAACCCGCAGCUCAGCAUGCACAGUAUCCGCGAGACCGGCGGCACGGAGGACGUCGGCUACGCGGUGCGCCUGUUUGCCGAUUUCUUCCAGAACUAUGGUACCCUCGAGCCCCGGAUCCUGGUCGACUGA